AUGGACCGGGACGCCUCUGGGGGUUCCUCCGGCGCAGCUUGCGACGACGCCAACCCGUCUAGGCAAUGCAAUGGCGAGAUUCGAAACGGCAGCCGGCGGCGCUGGCAGGCUAGUGCUACCGACCCCGUUCCGAUCGAGCGUGCGCGCGUCGGUGAAUCGCGGUCAGCUGAUGCUGCUCGUUCUGGAUUCUCGCCUCUCAGCAUUCGAGCUCGACGCCAUGGCCUGCCUGCCUUGAUCGAGCUCGACCAUCCGUCCAUCAAGGCCACGGCGCAGCGCUCGACCAUUACCUCGCCAUUGCCUCGCCGCGCGCCUACCAGCCCCCGUCGCUGCGUCCUUCCUAUUUCUAUCCCACACAUGCGACUCCGUGCGUCUGCAUGCAUGUACCGUGGCCGGACAAUUCUCCGCAUCGCAGGGCCCGAGGUACUCCGCGCCACGCACUGUGCCCCGGACGGAGCGCAGGACGCGAGGUUACACCGCGCUGCUGGUCCGUACGGCGCCGAGCAUUCAGUGCCGUGUCUACCUGCCUGCCAGCCAGCCAGCCUGCCUGACUGCCACGCAACGCACCUGGCGGUGGCUGUUGCGUCAGGUACCCCGAGUCCUACCUUUGCGUGCCAAUCACCGGCCGAGCCACCAAGCGCAUGGUCUGCAAGUAUUGUACGCAUCGCCGCCGCGUAA
Molecule: messenger RNA, 675 nt
Organism: Drechmeria coniospora
Lineage: Eukaryota; Fungi; Ascomycota; Sordariomycetes; Hypocreales; Ophiocordycipitaceae
Exons: 4
Coding region: 1-675 (224 amino acids)
Source: RefSeq, a predicted model, not a curated record